Messenger RNA from Trematosphaeria pertusa, 1176 nucleotides. RefSeq lists its product as uncharacterized. Bases 1 to 1176 code for a protein of 391 amino acids. The record is from RefSeq and is a predicted model, not a curated record. The transcript is spliced from 4 exons. Lineage: Eukaryota; Fungi; Ascomycota; Dothideomycetes; Pleosporales; Trematosphaeriaceae.
AUGCCCGACGAUUCCGCCUCCGUCCCUAGACUGCCAGAAUACUACUUGAAUGCACACGACACACUCUGCGCGGGGAUGCCCGCUAUAGUGCGCCGCGACAACUUCCUCUAUACGACAGCAAAAGCUCCGACGAUCACGAAGCAUUUCGCAGGCAAGCUUGGAAAGUGGCCUAGCUUCAAGUCGGAAGUCCUGCGAUUCUACCUAGAGGAACAAAUGCAGCGCGCCUUCGCCGACUGCGCUUCUAUGCCAGUGUCCAUGAAUCCGAGAAUCGAGGACGUAAACCCCUACGCUAUGACGAAAGAACUGUUGCAGUGCGGUGCAGAGAUCUCCCUAUCUGGCAGAUUUUUUCAGAAUGCUUUGGACCAUGUCAUUCAUGCUAUCGAGACGAUCGUCGCAGGACAGAAAGGGCCCGUCCAAGCUGAUCGCCAAAGAAAGAGGGGCCUAGAGCCGGAUACUGUGCUGAAUAUUAAUUCCGACGAGCAUGAAGUCCGCAUGAUCGGGGAACUCAAGUUUUGCGUCACUGUCAACUUGGAGAAAGCUAUCGAUCUGUGUGAUCGUGGCGCAAAUCAGAGCUUUCAUGCAAUUCUCGGGCAAGUUGUGGCUUACAUGAUCGCCUACGGCGUGAAGUAUGCCUUUCUCUCGAACUACGAACAAACUGUCUUCCUCAAGUUGGAGACAGUUACCAAGCAGAAUGGAACCUCGGCGCCUGCCAUUUAUUACUCCGACAUUAUCCAGUUCGGCGAAAAGCUCAAUGUAAAAGCGAAGACAGCAUGCGUCGACAAGAAAGAAGACUGGCAAAUCCCAGAAUCGGUCCAAGAACUUGCGCGCAAGGGGAAAUGGAUUCGAGAAGAGAUGGCAACCCCGAAACACCUCAUCACGCCGCUCCCCCGUCUGGACAUUAACCGCUACUUUAACCUUCCGGCGUCGCCCUCCCCUCCAGCCAGACAACAACGUCAAGGUACAACAAUGCAUUCUGUACAGAAGGACGCCGGUAGACGGAGCCGCCAACCCGACAGGCCAGCAUCGCGGCAGUUGGCAAGUACUGGGUCACUGCCAGCACCCGGAUCCAGUUCAGCAGCCACCGUGCAGCAAGCUUCUUCGCCUGGACGUCCGGUAGCUACCCGUACCCGUGCUGCAAUAGCGCGCGAUGAGGAGCAGACGCGAAAGAAUACAUAG